GGAUUAUCCUAAAUGCAUCACAACAACUGCAAACUAAAGAAGAGCCUUGCCACAAAAUGUGAUACCGCCCAGCGCAAUAAAAAAAACAUAGUUACACCAAACUAGAAACGGAAAUUAAUUUUUCUGAAGUCAGCGCUACUAUCAAUACCCUGCAAUGAAAUAUAUGGCUGUCGUAUCUAUGGAAACCACAAACAGCCCUCAUUAUUCAAUACGCAUGACGUAAUGUCAAGGAAGAUAACCACUUAUAAUGACAUCAAAGGAAAUUUCCGUUCUCCGGCUGUUUCUGUUGUUGGAAUAUUUGAUUCUGUGUGCUGUAGUAGAAACAACAGCAAGUUUUCUCGACGAAAACCCCCAACACCAAAUCACAACUGAGUAUUACAACACCAACACCGUCAGCUAUGGUAACAGCAACGACAACAACGGAAGUAGCGAAGAUCUCCACAGCAACAGCCUCAACGGCAACGACAGCGCCCGAGAGGGGGGCAGGUACAGGGGCGUCAAGGGGUGGACAGACGAACAGCGGCUGUUCUACAAGCUGUUGGAGGGGUACGACCCCAACACCAGACCGGUGUACAACGCCUCUGACGCCGUCCGGGUGUUGAUUGGAAUAACCUUGACACAGAUAUUUGACCUGGAUGAGAAGAAUCAAGUUCUAACCACAAACGUUUGGCUGGACCAGCAAUGGAGCGACCAGAAGCUACACUGGGACCCCGAGGAGUUCAAUGGUCUGAAAGUACUGCGGAUACCUUGUCGACACCUGUGGAAGCCGGAUAUUGUUUUAUACAACAGUGUGGAGGACUACACCGACGGCUACAUGCAGUCUCUGGCCAUGGUCUCCCACACGGGCGAUGUCUUCUGGCCCCCCAUCGUCAAGUUCCAGAGCACCUGUCAGGUAGACAUCACCUACUUCCCCUUUGAUGACCAGGUGUGCAGCAUGAAGCUCGGCUCGUGGGCGUACGAUGGUUUUCAGGUGGACGUGGAUAAUCGCUCUGUACCUGUUGACCUCACUAAUUACGUCAGUAACGGUGAGUGGCACCUGAUCAGUGUCAAGGCCAAGCGUAACGUCGUCUACUACCCCUGCUGCCCGGAGCCGUUCCCCGACGUCACCUUCACCAUCCACCUGCGCCGCCGCACGCUCUACUACACCCACAACGUCAUCAUCCCGUGCGUCAUGCUCUCGACCUUGACCCUGCUGGUGUUCUGGAUGAGCCCCGACUCCGGGGAGAAGGUGACCCUGGGGCUGACGGUGCUGCUGGCCUUCUCCGUCUUCAUGCUGCUGAUAGCCGAAAACAUGCCAGCCACGUCCAACUUUGUGCCGCUGAUAGGCAUGUAUCUGACCACCGUGAUGGGCAUCACGUCCGUGUCCGUCAUGCUAGCCGUGCUGGUCUCCAACAUCAGUCACUGCGGUCAGUACGACACGCCGGUCCCCAAAUUCGUCCGCUGGAUGACCAUCAUCCUCGCUAAACUCAUGCGGCGGAAGUUAAACUUCAUCAAAUCCACCACCACGGAAAUCCGUAUCGUCACAUCCGGUCCACCCAGACGCACCAUCUACCGCGUCAGCAACGGGAAUCACGUGUCCAGCGAUUCGGGUUGCGGGUUGUUGGAAUACGAGUUAGGAGAAAGUCCCAGUAACAGCGAGAAUAUAAAUAGAUUUCCGUCCAGUCGUAUUCCGCCAGCGCAUGCGCCUGACCGCCACAAAGGGGGACACACAAGGGACGAUGACAUUGAAACGAUUUUAGCGCUGCUGAAGAAGGUCCUUCUGAAGGAGCACGGGAAAGACGCUAACGAGGAGAUUAAGCUUCAGUGGCAGGAGGCCGCGCUAGUGCUGGACAAGUUCCUCUUCUACAUCUUCUUCGCCCUGACCAUCACAGCCUCCGUCGUGACCUUGGUCAUCAUGCCGAUGACCAAACCCGAAAACCCGACCCUGGUCAAGUAUACUUAA
Molecule: messenger RNA, 1942 nt
Organism: Physella acuta
Lineage: Eukaryota; Metazoa; Mollusca; Gastropoda; Physidae
Product: neuronal acetylcholine receptor subunit alpha-10
Biological process (GO): monoatomic ion transmembrane transport
Cellular component (GO): postsynaptic membrane
Molecular function (GO): acetylcholine-gated monoatomic cation-selective channel activity; transmembrane signaling receptor activity
Source: RefSeq, a predicted model, not a curated record